AUGAAGGUUGUAUUAAUAAAAUCAGAAAGUGAUGGUCCUGAUAAAUUCGUAGAAAAGCUUCAAAAAAACAGUUUUAAUGUGACGUCAAUUUCUUCAAUUGACUUUCAGUUCAAAAAUCUUGAUAAAUUAAAUGAUAUCCUUAAGAAUCACUCAGACUCUUAUGAUGGAAUGAUCUUUACAAGUCCAAGAGCUGUGCAUGCUUUGAAAAAUGCUGUUGAACAAAAUGAUUCGACAAUUUUAAAUGACUGGAUCUUGAAAGAUUUCAAUUAUAGUGUCGGUGAAGGCACUUAUACGCUAGUUGAUAUGCUGUUGAACAUGAAAACUAAAGGAAAGGAGGCUGGAAAUGCAUUGAAAUUGUCAUCAAUUAUUGCUAAUGACUUUAAGAAUCGAUUUGAUAAAAGGAAGUUGCUGUUUGUUUGCGGAAACUUAAAACAGGACAUUUUGGAAAGAAAUCUCAAAGACAACGCAAUAGAUCUGGAUGUAAUUGAAGUUUAUGAGACGAUUCAGCAUCCAAAUUUGGACAGUUCAAUUAAUGAGUUAAAGGAUGUUCAAUUUCUUGUCUUCUUCAGUCCAUCGUCAGUUAAUUUCUCACUGCCACUAAUAAGCAAGCAUGGAAUAGACAUAAGUUCUAUAAAGAUUAUCGCUAUUGGACCGUCAACUGAAAAAUGUCUAUCUAGCAAUAAUAUUAAAUGUUAUGUCUGUGACAAACCAUCACCAGAAAGUCUAAUAAAUUUCAUCAAGAGCUGUGUAUAG
Chironomus riparius is the source of this 753-nucleotide messenger RNA. Lineage: Eukaryota; Metazoa; Arthropoda; Insecta; Diptera; Chironomidae. The record is from the annotation of a GenBank genome assembly.